Molecule: messenger RNA, 1110 nt
Organism: Colletotrichum destructivum
Lineage: Eukaryota; Fungi; Ascomycota; Sordariomycetes; Glomerellales; Glomerellaceae
Product: Putative signal recognition particle, SRP19 subunit
Exons: 1
Coding region: 211-1083 (290 amino acids)
Biological process (GO): SRP-dependent cotranslational protein targeting to membrane, signal sequence recognition; SRP-dependent cotranslational protein targeting to membrane
Cellular component (GO): signal recognition particle, endoplasmic reticulum targeting
Molecular function (GO): 7S RNA binding
Source: RefSeq, a predicted model, not a curated record
CUCUCAAUCGACAACUGUAUCCUUACCUCACGUCCCACGUCCGUCGACCUCCUCCAUCAACAACAACGACGGCGAAGACGACGACGCCCAUUGUACGCAAAAAAACAACGAUAUCUCUAGAGGGGAAACCAGAUCGAUUCCGGCAUCGCACAGCGGACCAACUACGUUCACAUCCCGUACGAACUCCCUUCGAAUCCCGCACAGCCCACAAUGUCACACCCACGCAUAGAGGAGGUCGAGGACAGCGACCUCGAGGCCUCGGACCCCUCCGAGGGCGACAUUGACGACUUCGACGACAUCGACAUCUUGCGCCGCGUCGAGCCCAAGGCGCCGUCGCAGAUCAACCCCUCCAACAUUCCGUCGACGGCCGCCCCGCGGCCCGGGGCGCCGGGCUCCGAGUUCCAGACGACCACGGACCCGAAGCAAUACGCCGACUUUCAGUGCCUGUACCCGGUCUACUUUGACGCGCGGCGCACGCGCGCCGAAGGCCGCCGCGUGCCGCGGUCGCUGGCGGUCGAGAACCCCAUUGCGCGCGAGAUCGUCAACGCGUGCGCGGCGCUGCGCCUCCCGACGCUCUUCGAGCCGGCAAAGUUCCACCCCAAGGACUGGGCGAAUCCGGGCCGUGUCAAGAUCCGCAUCCGGUUCGGCGGCGAGGCCGGCCGCGGCAGGGACGGUGGCAAGGCCGCCGCGGGCGCCCGGCCUCACGGCAUGCCCGACGUCAAGAAUAAGCAUCACCUGUACCUCCUCGUGGCCGAGCACCUGCGGGCGAACCCAACGACGGAGAACAGCGCGGCGCUCAAGGCCCGCGUGCAGGGCGCACCCGCGCCGGACCCCAGCAAGCCGUGGCCGAGGCCCGCGGUGCCGCGCGGCUGGAAGAUGGGCGAGCUUCUGCCGUACAUCAGCCCGGCCAUGACGGGCGGCGGCGUCAGCGAGAACCUGUUCAAGGACAUGAUGAAGGAGAUGCAGGGCGGCGGCGACCCGAUGGCGGCGCUGAUGCAACAGGCCGGCGGCGCGGCCGGUGGUGGCGGAGGAGGCGGCGAGGAGAAGGCGGGCAAGAAGAAGAAGGGCAAGGGCAAGGCUUGAUUUCAUUUGUCCCGGGAUCCGCCUGCC